Molecule: messenger RNA, 7383 nt
Organism: Chelonoidis abingdonii (Abingdon island giant tortoise)
Lineage: Eukaryota; Metazoa; Chordata; Testudines; Testudinidae
Source: RefSeq, a predicted model, not a curated record
CGCCUGUCUCAUGCGAGCAGCGGUUACAGGGGGGCUCCGCGCCCCGCCGGGGGCUCUGCUGGCAGCCGGUUACUUCGUGCAAGUGCUGCUGCUGCUCGCGGCCCGGGCCUCCCCAGCAGCGGACCCCCCUCGCCUCGGCCAGCAUCCGUCCCGUUGCAAAGACAAAGCUGGGAGCCGCCCGGUGCACGGAGACCCCCCUCCUCUGGGGGCCGGGCACGAGGUCUUGGGGCCCCUUGCCGCUGGCUCGCGGUUUUCUGCCCCCGAGGAGUCACCCCGCGGCCGGGCUCCCCGCUUCCCGAGCGGGGGAUGGUGCAGCCAGACGGCAGCCCAGGUUGUUACAGAUAAGCAACGGAUUCAAAGAAAGAGAGACUGCUUCGGUAUGACAGCUGUAGAAUUACCAGAAACAGGAUUAACGGGAGCAAAUGAAGGCCAUGAUCUGCUUUUGACUUCCGCAGCACCAGAUGUUCAUGGGAUCCAUUCACUGUUUACCUUGAUCCCCUCAUGGACAAAGAAGAUUUUGUUCAAACGAGAGUCUACCAUUAACCAGCAGCUGCCAGAAGAUGUGCCAAGAAUUUCAGUGUCUUCUGGGUAUGGGAUAACUCUUCAGAAAUGUGCAGUGGUGGCUACUCAACAUGAUCUCCAAACUGCGUAUGUAAGGCUUCUGAUAAAUAAUACCAACACACCAUCUGCAUCCAAUGUCACAGAUCUCAUUCUGCUGGACAAUAUUACUGGUCUCCAUGUUCAAGGAACCAGUGGUAAUAAGGCUACAGAUGAGUUCCAGAUAUAUAAGAGAGGAUUCCUGCAAGUUGGAGACUACUACUCAAUCAACUACAUUGCAUUUCUUGAUGCAAAAGAAACCUGGGAUGGCAGAGUCUUGACACUGCCCGCUAAAUUGACCUUCAACAGUUCAUCACUGAACAAAACACAGCAUAGUUUGACUGCAUCAUUCACCAUAACAGGAGAGGAAAAGACUAAGAUUUUGUACAGCCAUGGCAUCCAUGCUUCAGGAUUCUUCGUUGCUUUUGUUAUUUCUUUUGUAUUAACAUGUGUUGCAUUUUUUGCUGUUUACCAAACUAGAAGAUUAAAAUGGAGUUUCCUUAAUAAAAAGCAGGAGAUACGAUAUGAUCUUACUUUAGAUCACAAACUGGAGUAUUCACAGUUUAAUUCAGGAGAUCCCUUUAAUGAAGAUAUCAUUAUGAAUGACCAAAUCAUUGAGAUACUGGCCUUUGAAGACUCCAAGAACAUGCUUCAAGCUUUAGAAGAUUUGGGAAUCGCAAAAUCUGCUCGUGUCAGAUGCUGAUCGAAGCAAUAUGAUUGCAGAUUGUGCCAAGUAGUGAUUGCCAUGUUGGAUGAGGAACAAUGGUUUUCAGAACACCAUCCUCUCCUAUUGGAGAAAAGAAUGGGUCAUAUUUCUCAAAAAAGCUAAUUUUUUUGCAAUGAGAAUAAGUCAAGAGAUACGAGAAAUGUUGCUUUAACCGCCUGAUGCUAUCUAGAGACUAGAAGCAAAUGGAAGCUACAUCCAAACGAGAGGAGCGCCAAUGAUGAGGUGAAGAAUUAAAUCAAGCGACUGAAUGAGAAGAAAUCAGGUUCUGCUAUAGAAUACAGAUCUCUUCUGGAAAAAAUUCACAAACUUGAGCAGAACCACAUGAAGAGGUUCCUUUUGGUGAGGCAGGAGGAGUACUUCGCAAAGGCUUAUCGACAGCUGGCUAUUUUCCAGAGAACAGAGCUCCAUAAUGUCUUUUUUAUACAGAUAAAAAAUGCCAUUUUCAAGGGAGAAUUGAAGUUAGAAGCAGCCAAAGCAUUAGUGCAGGAUUACUCUAAAAUACAGGAGGACAUUGAAGAGCUAAUGGAUUUUUUGCAGGCUAAUAAGAAGUAUCAUCUGAGUAAAAGAUUUGCUUACAGAGAAUACCUAAUAAAUAAUAUUCGUUUGUGGGAUUCCCAAGCCUCUUCUCUCUUGAACACAGGAGCAAGCCAGAUAACAAGUCUCAUUAACAAGACAGAAAGAGCUGGUCAUUUGUCUGAAAAUCAUUUGGGAACACUUCUAGACCAAGCUCAGACAGAAGUUUAUUCUGUUAAACAGAAGUUGGAUCAUAAUUUAAAACAGGAAAAGCAAAGGCUUCACCAGAAACUCGUUACUAAGAGAAGACGAGAAAUGUUGCAAAAGCAGAAAGAACAAAGAAAGGAGCAGAUGUCGAUAGGAGACACUUUCAAAACCACUAAAGAGGUUAGCCACUACUUGAGCCACUGGCAAAAGCUUCUGACUGAUCAAGCUGUUGAAUUUGAAGAGCUUAUUGAAAAGCUUGAUAAUGAUGCCAGUGAAGAAAUAAAAGUGCUUAGAUUUACUUUGACAGAGAAAGCUAUUGAUGAACUUAAACGUGUUCAGCAUGGAGUAAUCACUCAAGAACUGUUAAAACUGAAUGUGCCAAAGCCAUUCCUGCAACAAAUUGUUGAGGAGCAUAAAAAGGAAAUUGCUAUUCAGACUGAACAGCUUGAAAAAGAAGAACAUGACAAAAAUAUGGCCACAGGAGAAUGGCUUGAGAAUACCAGGCAAAAACUGAGCCAAGAGCUGGAACACAGCACUGCAGAACAAAAAAAAUUAAGGAGUUGGGAACAGCUAAUGUUCAAGAAAUUUUUAAGUUUGCCCCUUUCAUUAUCUGAAGAGGAACUGCUGAGAAUGAGGCAAGAGUUCCAUUGCUGCUAUUCUCAGAUGGACAAUAACUUAGCUUUGCCCAAGAUUCGGAAAAGAGCUUUGCUUCAGGCGUAUCAGUUGGCGUGGAGGGAAGCGGAGCUGCUGAAAGUGGAUCAGAACUCAGCACUAUCCGACAAACAGCCACAGCCCAAGAUCAAAAAACAACGAUCCAAGAAUAGAAGUAAGAUAGAUGUUCUGAAAAGAUCUUUGGAGGAUAAAAUUCGCAUCUAUGACGAACCGAUUACAGAUGAAAAUUUAAGCAAGGUCCAUAAUGAGUUGCUGCUUGAAAAGGAGAAUCAGUUGCAUUCUCGGGAGAAUAAACUUGGAGAGUUGAUUGCGGCUUUACAGUUCCAAAAGACUGAUAAGAAGUCCAAAACAUUGGAGAUUUACACCGCUAUCAUAAGUGUACAAGCUUUGCUUCUGGAAGAAUUGAGCACAUCAAAAAUAUUAUCAGAAUCAGAGUGUACCCAAAUUUUAGAGGCACAUAAUCCUGAGAUUGAAGAACUUGACAGAAAGUUGGAAUAUGAAAUGUUACAUAAGGAGAUGGCUCAGCAGCAGCACCUAUUGAAUAGGCAGAGAUGGACUCCAGAUGCAUUAAGACUUUCAGAUGAAGUUGUGGAAAUUAAUGCAGAGAGACAGGUGUCUGCUCUGCUGUGUCAGGCACUGAAUAAGUGUAAGCAAUUAGUAAAUCUGCAUCGGCAAAGCUUACAAGAAGAGCAAUGGAAUGAUGUGGUGCUUGAAGAUCUUCUGGAGAAUAUAGAAAUGGAUACGUUUUUGGCACUUUACAGCCAGGAGCUCCGAUUGGCAGCUUAUUUAACCAAACUGACAAUGGUACCAGUGAGGAUGUUGCACAAACUGCUGAACUUACUGCUGCCUUCGAGUUCACAGACUGAGCUUCUUUCUGUUCUGGAUUCAAUCAGUGACAGAUAUUCAGACAGUAUUAUUGAAAGUGACAUAAAUGUGGAGGAAGCUGACCGCUGUAGAAAGAGGAAGCACCAAGGGUCAUGGCAAGCAUUAGAGAGCAAAGUAAGGCAGGAUCUGAUAAGCAAAGGCUUGGAGAAGAUGCAUUCUGCAAACAGGAGUAAAGAAAGCCUGCUAAAGAAGAAGCAACUUGCACUCAUGGAAAGAACAUCAUUCUCACCUCUCGGAUGUUUGUCUAGACACCCUCCUGUGGAACCUUUUGUCCAGCCUGAUUCAUUGAACACUGCUGCUGCAGAAGCCAUUGAGCUAUUAGACACAGGGGAGAAGAUAUUUCUGUUCCGUGAUGAAAGGGAUCCCGUACUUGCUUUGCAUAGUUCUCCAAGAAAAAAGAAAAAGAACUUCCUAAAUUCCAAGAAGGCUGCAUUGGCAAACACGGGCUAAUGAGAGAGAGAGCCAUUCAGUGCAUCAAUUAGUGAGAGGAAGUUUAUUUCCAAAUAAGGAUCAUGAAAAAGGAGAAAAUCAUCUGAGUCACUGUUAAAAAACAAUUUUUGUAGAAGUUGCAAUAGUUUGAUUUUUACAUUGUAAAUAGUUUUUAUUCUUACAACUGGAUUUUGCGCUGUUCAUCCGACAGUGCACAAUCUAUAUCUAUUAACUACACUGGACCCUCGCUAGAAUGCAGGAUAUGGGAGCCAUGCAUGGUAUUGUGUUAAUGUGGGGACCGCAUUAAAAUGAAUUGCAAUUAAAAUAAUUAAAUUUGGGAUCCAUUGCCACGACCGUGUUGUAUGCGAAUUCAUGCUAUAUAGACGCGCGUUCUAGCAAGGGUCUCAUGUAUUGUUUUUAGUGCACACAAGAGCAAUAGGUGAAUUUGUGUCAUACUCUGUGAUACACAUUACACAACUAAGGGCAGGAUAUAGUCCUCAUACAAUUCAUUGUACCAGGUUUGUACUCUCAGUGUUGGUGCAGUGUGCCUAGCCAUUUGAUAGCAUUGUCUUCAGCCAAGUGAAGAGCUGGUAUCACGCCGUCAGCGGGCACUUGUUAAGGAUAUGCAACAUAGUCUGAAGUUGACCGCAUCUAUAUCGUGAGCCAUUAGUGAAACCCCAUUUGAAGAGAUUGGUCACACAAUUGCCCUGUCCUGUUUGAAACCGGUUGGCAGGUCAGAUGGUUGGGUUGGUGAUGAGAGAGUGAUUAAUGACUAUCAUUGCUGACCACUCAUUACGCCAAGCAGAUUCCACCAUCAUGUCCUGUGGUGGUAUAAGUGACCCUAAUGAGUAUCUGAAGCCAAGUGAAGUAAGCAGGUGGUUGAAGAGGUCUGAGUACAGAGGCAAGUCACAUUUCUCACGGAUGUUGGCCUGGAGCAUGAUGGAGACUCCCUCGUGGCAAAUAUGGGGCAGAGCUAUGUUACUAAGUAUUGGCAGCCAUGGCAACGGAGUUGCACAUAACAUCCUGCUAACUGAGCGUAGCUUUGUUAAGCUCUACAUUGACCAGCCUCGUGUAAGAUGAGCGACAGCAGACAGGAGCACAGUACUCUGCUGUUGAAUACUGAUUUGACUGUUUGCUAUAUUUUUAUUAUUGUUUAUAUGUCAUGGUAAAUUAUGUGAAAUCAACCCCUGAUUAAUUAUUGCAGGAUACAGUACUAAAUACAGAUAAGGAUGAGGAAAAACUGUAUACCAAAUAAGUGUGGUAAUUAUUAAUAAAUAGUUAGUUAAUAACCACUAUAAAUUGGGUUUUAUUUUUGCAAACUGCUUCCUAAAGUUACAGCUAGUGGACUAGAUCUUCCAAACACUUAUGCAUGUGCUUAAUUUUGCUCAUCAGAGUAGUUACAUUGGCUUCAGUUUCUCACCAGCUUCCCCAAACUUGAUGGUGAGUUUGGCUCAGGUAUAAGUGUUCGUGGAAUCUGACCCAAUCUUUGUACUAGUGGAGCAACAAUAUCGUAUCUGCUCACAGACAAAGGGGGAAAAUGGGAAAUAUGUUAUUUCACUAAGGCAUUAGUGAUCACAGUGUUACCAACUAUAAUGGUGUCGACCUCUCAUGAGUGCCCCCUUUCUCUAGCCAAUGUACUUGUAAUCACAGUUCUUUUUCAUGGUGUGGCACCCACCUCUUGUGAGGGCCCCCUUUGGUUAGUUGGGUGUGAGCCUGCUUUUGGUUUUUGGUCUUACAUCAGGGUGGCACCUGCCUCUAGCAAGCACCCUGCCCCCCCCCCCAGCUGAUGGUCUUUCGGCCGAGCCUCUCACACUGUGCCCCCUUUUGGGAUAUACCAUCUCAAGUUCUUAUCACAGCCCUGGUAUGGGGCCAUAGCCUUUAGGCUUCCUCUCAGAGGCACUGCCUUCUUUUACUGCCAGACGGGGUCCAUCUCAGUACCCUCGGCUAGUGUCCUUUCAGCAGCCCACCCAGGUCUCAAUCUGCAACUAGACCAGCAGGGCCCAUUUCAGUACCCUCGUUUGGACUGGCCAGGUUCUGUGCUCAGUCCCCCGGGCUCAGCCUGCCCACACUGACGUUUUCAUGAUCCUGCUGCUGUUGUAUUCAGCUAGCCAGGCACCUGGUCUUUGGCAGCCUUCCCUGGGCUCUGUUCUGUCUGGUGAGCUCUCUGCAGUGAGCUGUGCACGGUUAAUCUGGCCAGUCAGGUACCCAGUCAUCCCUCUUUGAGUUCCACACAGCAACUGAAGGCUCUGCUCUUCUGCUUGCCUUUUAUCUGGCCCUUCUGGCCCCUAACUGGUUGUUCCAGCAGCCCCUCUGAUUGGCUGCUCCUGUGCUUCCACUCUAGGCUUCCUGGAGGAUUUCUUGCUGCACUAUUUUGGAGCAGGUUGAUGCAGGGCUGCAAGGCCUCCAGCCAGAGGGCCUCUGGACCUAGUCCACCCUGCCACACCAACUCUCAUAACUGUAGGUGUUUUCUGAAAGCUCUAGCUCCUGAAUUCAAGUGAAUCAUAAGAAUCUGUUCAUUAUUUAAAAAAUAAGUUUUUAGCCCUCAUAACUGGGAAGGCAGGGGUCUUGAAAACAUGAACCCUAGAGGCACUGACACCAGAAGGCAAAUAAAAGGAACCCCAAAUUUAUUAUUUUAAAGAUCUCAUGAUGUUUAAGACAAUCAUGAUUUUUAGAGCAUAACUCAUCAUUUUUGAAUGCCCAAGUUUGGCAAUAUUAUGAUCAAAUACCCUGAAGCUGUUCUUACGUUAGUGCUGUAUAUUUUUAUGUAAACAAGAUGUCCAUUUCCUUUGGGAAAGUAAAUACUAAUUGUAUUUGUUUCUAUAAUUGAUCAUAAAAUGGCAGAAUUGCAUUUAUUCUGAACCUAAGUGGAAAAGUCACUUCUCUUUAUAAAGUUCGGGACUUUAUUGUACAGUAAAGAACCAUUAAUGUUUUUCAGCUACUAACACAGUUCUUGAUCAUGUGGAUUAAUUAGCAUCACAUCCUGAAAAUCCAAUAACCAUUCUCAGCCUGUUCUUUAUUAUCCUCACUGAGUCAAAAGUGAAUAAGGUUGUAGCAUGGUAGAAAAAGCCAUUCUCAAGUAACGAUUGGGUUUGAUCCAUUCAGUUUACAUCGUUACUGGAUAGAUUACAGCCCUAAUCCUGCUCUUAUAUGUAGCAUCUAUAGGCAAUAGAAUCCAUGGAGUGAGCACAUGAUAUCAGCGUGGUGGCUAGUUAUAAAAGGGAUUUAGUAUAACGAACUGAUUAAUGUGGAUAUUAUGUUUUGUGUGAGGCUUUGUUUGGGUGUUGGAAUUAAAUUCCCUUUUAUUUGUUUAGAUUUAUACAAAGUUAAAUCAUUGAAAGCCUGUUACUGAACUG